UUUCCAUUUCUAUCCGUUCGGCCCAUCCCGGCUUUGUGAUGCUCUCUUGAUUUGUAUCAAUUUCGGACGAUGAUUCCUUAGCACCCAAGUUGUUUCCUCUAUAAGACGCUCCGCCUUCUGUUCCAGUUUCCAGUGCCACAGCACCCUGUUUCAUCUUCGGUGGGCUCGGAACAUGGGUAAUCUAUUAUGUUGCGUACAAGUUGAUCAAUCCACAGUUGCGAUCAAAGAGAGGUUUGGGAAGUUUGAGGAUGUACUUGAGCCAGGAUGCCAUUGCCUACCUUGGUUCCUUGGAAGUCAGCUGGCUGGUCAUCUCACCCUUCGGCUCCAGCAGCUGGAUGUUCGUUGUGAGACAAAGACAAAGGACAAUGUAUUUGUCAAUGUUGUGGCAUCUAUACAGUACCGCGCCCUUGCAGACAAGGCAAGUGAUGCUUUCUACAAACUCAGCAACACAAGGUCCCAAAUCCAGGCCUAUGUUUUUGAUGUAAUUAGAGCAAGUGUUCCCAAGCUCAACUUGGAUGAUGCUUUUGAGCAAAAAAAUGACAUCGCCAAAGCUGUUGAAGAUGAACUUGAGAAGGCAAUGUCUGCUUAUGGGUAUGAGAUUGUACAGACACUGAUUAUCGAUAUAGAACCAGAUGAACAUGUGAAGCGAGCUAUGAAUGAAAUCAAUGCAGCUGCAAGAAUGAGGGUGGCAGCUAAUGAGAAGGCAGAGGCUGAGAAGAUUCUACAAAUUAAGCGAGCUGAGGGUGAAGCCGAGUCAAAGUACCUGUCAGGGUUGGGUAUUGCCCGCCAACGUCAAGCAAUUGUAGAUGGUCUGAGAGAUAGUGUGCUAGGCUUCUCCGUCAAUGUACCAGGAACUACAGCAAAGGAUGUUAUGGAUAUGGUCCUUGUCACCCAGUACUUUGACACCAUGAAGGAAAUCGGCGCCGCCUCCAAAUCUUCUGCUGUAUUCAUACCCCAUGGACCAGGUGCCGUCCGUGAUGUGGCUGCUCAGAUUCGCGAUGGACUUCUUCAAGGUUCACAGCAUUGAUUACAGCAGUCCCAUAUUAAAGACCUUCACUAAAUUAAGAGUUUGUCUUUCAAGUUUGUUGGGCUUGCUUUGGUUUGAUUGCCUGCUAGUUAUCCUAUGUCCAUAACUGUCAUUGUCUAGAGUGCUUAAAAGUUGGUCAUGGAUAGAAUGGUAAAUAACUCUGGAUGAACCUGGACAGAUGAUAUAUGUUCUAUCUUCAUACUGUUUCAUUAAUCUUUAUUUGGAAAACUCUGUUUCAAGUCUGCAGGAGAAAGAGAAUUUUUACUUUA
Molecule: messenger RNA, 1296 nt
Organism: Diospyros lotus (date-plum)
Lineage: Eukaryota; Viridiplantae; Streptophyta; Magnoliopsida; Ericales; Ebenaceae
Product: hypersensitive-induced response protein-like protein 1
Exons: 6
Coding region: 173-1027 (284 amino acids)
Source: RefSeq, a predicted model, not a curated record